Molecule: messenger RNA, 1938 nt
Organism: Nematocida major
Lineage: Eukaryota; Fungi; Microsporidia
Product: DNA helicase MCM8
Exons: 1
Coding region: 1-1938 (645 amino acids)
Cellular component (GO): nucleus; MCM complex
Molecular function (GO): ATP binding; single-stranded DNA helicase activity; single-stranded DNA binding
Source: RefSeq, a predicted model, not a curated record
AUGGAGUAUGCCCGACUAUAUUUCCAAGGAAAAGAAGAAAUACCAGGACUUGUGGAAACAUUCUAUACGUCGAUGCAGAAAAAGCUCCGGGCCGGAGCCAUUUCCGUCAGCGACAUAGAAAGCGGCCUGGAAGUAGACAUGUUCUACCUUGAAAAGCAUCUAAAAGAAGUAACCUCCUUUGGGAUAGACCAUUUAAGAGCUGCCCUUACCCGGAUCGUGCAGCAGGCAAAGGGCGUGCUGGCGAAAGCCCACAUCAAAAUAGUGCCUUUUCCAGAGCCGGUUCCGUUUUCUACGCUGAGGCACUCCUCGGUCGGCCGCGUGUUCUCCCUCGUGGGCGUCGUGUCCAAAAUAGAAAGCGCAAAGCCCAUUCCUAUUUCGGUUAGGUUUAUGUGCAACAAGUGCAACGCCGAGAUAGAGCACAUGCCCCAGUGCGGGCUUAUGGAAAAGCCCGAGCAGUGCAUUUCGCCUUGCAAGUCAAAGUUUUUCACUCUUCUGGCGGACUCCCCCAAGAACGUCUUCAAAGACCACCAGAGAGUAAAAAUCCAGGAGCUGUUUCUCACCGAGAUAGAGAGGCGGAAGGCCGGCUCCAUAAACUGCAUACUGGAGCAGGGCCAUGUGAACACGCUUCUUCCCGGAGACGCGGUGCACGUGCUUGGCAUGGGCGUGGCGGAAGAUAGCGCAGGAGACGGGUACACCGUGGGCAUAAAGGCCAACAACAUAAGCUUUCUCAAGCAGAAGGACAUGCAGAGCCAGUGUGUUUUCUUGCCUGCAGACAUCCAAGAAAUAAAGGCGCUCUCCAGGACAGAGGGCGUGGUGGACGCUCUGGCAGAGGCUCUUUUUGGCGAGAUUGUUGGACACAGCGCGCUAAAAAAGGGCAUUCUUAUGUCUCUGGUGGGGGGCUCCUACAAGAAGCACAAAAGAAAAGAGAUCCACCUGGUUGCGAUAGGCGACCCCGGAAUGGGAAAAAGCAAGCUGAUCCGAAUCGCGUCAGAGAUUCUCCCGCGGAGCAACUACAUCUGCGGAGCCACAACGACGCCAGGCGGGCUGGGCCUCACGAUGCAGUCUGGGUCAAGCGGCGAGUUCACGCUUGCAGCUGGCGCACUUGUUCUGAGCGACCUGGGGCACUGCUUUGUGGACGAGCUGGACAAGCUGAACAGCCCGCAGGUUUUGUUUGAAGCGAUGGAAAGCGAAGAAGUCACAAUUGCCAAGGCAGGGAUUGUCUGCGCAAUGCCUGCCAGAACGUCGGUGAUCGCAGCCGCCAACCCUCUGUGCGGAAGGUACCGCAAGGACAAAACGCUGGCUGAAAACCUAAACCUGCCGGACGAGUUCCUGUCUAGGUUUGACCUCAUAUUUGUCAUGCUGGACGAGGCCGGCGGGGCGGAGCAUCGAAGCAUUACCCAGCGCAUACUAGAGCAAGGCCCCAGCGAGGAGAGCUCGCAAAAAACACCCAGGUGCCUUGCGCAGAAGUACAUACAGUACGCAAGAGACCAGGUCAGCCCUGUUCUGUCCUCAAGCGCAAAGGAGUCUGUGGUCGCGUUUUUCACGACGAUCAGGCAAGAAAAGGUCUACAAAGGCCGGAUACUGCCCCAGCCGCUCACCCCGCGCGUGGUCGACUCUGUGGCGCGCAUUGCAGAGGCUCUGGCAAAGCUGCACCUGCGAAAAAUCGCCACAAAGUCGGACGUAGAGCAUGCCAUUGAGAUAAUAACCGUGGACAAAGCGCAGGUGCAGAAAAAGCCCGCAAGGAAAGAGCCGCCGCACGCUGCACUUAUGCGCCGGAUCCAGGAAACGCAAAGCUCCGAAAUAUCCGAAAAAGACGCGCAGGCUUUGGGCGAGUCGCUGGGGCUGGACAGAGAGCUGGUCAACCGCCUUAUAUACAAGUUCAAUCAGGAGGGGCUUCUCAUUAAAAAGGGAGGAGGCAUCUACAGGAUAAAGAUGUAG